Molecule: messenger RNA, 2507 nt
Organism: Sphaeramia orbicularis (orbiculate cardinalfish)
Lineage: Eukaryota; Metazoa; Chordata; Actinopteri; Kurtiformes; Apogonidae
Product: transient receptor potential cation channel subfamily V member 1-like
Exons: 15
Coding region: 88-2367 (759 amino acids)
Biological process (GO): calcium ion import across plasma membrane
Cellular component (GO): plasma membrane
Molecular function (GO): protein binding; calcium channel activity
Source: RefSeq, a predicted model, not a curated record
UGUGUGUGGUUCUACAGCUUGGGCAUAGACAGUAGCAGAAGAAGCAUAUAGUUUCUUGUUGUAUACGGUAAAGACUUGGUCAUUAAGAUGAAAAAUCAAGAGGUGCUCAACGAGGAGGAGCUGAACGAAGACCAAGAUGAGGUUGCUGCGUCGAUGUUUCGAAGAGGAGGCUCAGAGACGAGUCCUAUGUUUGCAGCAUUCCGUAUGGAUUCCAUCAGUUCAAAGCUUGGCCACUACACAAAGACUGAUUAUCCUGAUCACACUGAAAGAUUUACCAAGGAGAAACUCUUCAAGGCUGCAUGUGAAGGAGAUUCUUCUCAACUUGAUGGACUACUUGACUACCUGAAAGCCAACAAUAAGAAACUUACAAGCUCAGAAUUCAAAGAUGAAUCAAAUGGACAAACUGCUCUCCUGAAAGCUCUGCUGCACCUCAAAGAUCAGAAAAAUGACACCAUUCCAGUCUUCCUGGACAUAGCAGAGAAAACUGAAGAUUUAGAGGCUUUUAUCAAUGCAUCUUAUAAAGGCUACUUCAACGGUCAGACGGCUUUGCACAUCGCUAUUGAGAGGAGAAGCUUAGAACAUGUGAAGCUGCUGGUGCAGAAAGAAGCAGACGUCCAAGCCAAAGCCAAUGGGAAGUUCUUCCAGAGUGAUGGACAACCAGGCUUUUAUUUCGGAGAGCUUCCUCUGUCAUUGGCUGCCUGCACCAACCAGCCUGAGGUCGUGUCCUUCCUCAUGGACAACCCUUACAAAACAGCUGAUGUGACCGAUAAAGACUCCCAAGGAAACACCGUCCUGCACGCCUUGGUGAUCUUAGCAGACAACAAAGAAGAAAACACAAAAAUGAUCACACAAAUGUAUGACGACAUCCUUGUUCAACACUACAAACUUGAGAAAAAAAAAAAAGUCCAGCUGGACACGAUUGAAAAUAACCAGGGGUUGACUCCUCUGAAGUUGGCCGCCAAGCUUGGCAAGAUCGGGCUGUUUAGACACAUUAUGCACCAAGAGUUUCUGGACAAAGAGACCAGGCCGCUGUCCAUGAAGGUAGCCGAAUGGGUCUAUGGACCAGUUCAGUCCUCACUUUAUAACAUAGACUCCAUUGACACUGACAAAGACAACUCUGUGCUGGAAAUACUUGUUUACGGGAGGGAAAUUCCAAAUCGCACUGACAUGCUUAAGAUCGAGCCUCUCCACAGCCUUCUCAAGGAUAAGUGGAACAGGUUUGCUGGCAAGUUGUUCUUCACACAUUUCCUGAUUUAUGUUGCUUACCUGGCCAUCUUCACCGGUGUGGCCAUCUACAGAAAGGCAGAACUGCCGCCGUAUCCCAUCAAAGAUGUCUAUGACUAUCUGCGCAGCAUCGGCGAACUCAUCUGUGUCAUCGGAGCCGUAUGGUUUCUAUGUAAAGGGGUGUACGAUUUAAAGAGGAAUCGUCCAAAGUUCAAUACUCUUUACAUAAGUGGAUUCUCUGACAUUAUGUUUUUCUUUCAGGGACUGCUUCUUCUGAUCGCGGCCAUCUUGUACAUUUGUGGGGUUACAGAAUACCUUGGACUGCUGGUGAUCUCUCAAGCUCUGGCCUGGGUUAAUAUUCUUUACUUCACAAGAGGAAAUAAACAACUGGGUAUUUACAACGUCAUGGUGCAAAGAAUGAUCCUGGGAGACAUCUUCAACUUUUUGUUUGUGUAUGCUGUGUUCCUUUUUGGAUUUACUACAGCUAUCAUGGCUCUAAUGAAAAACACAGUAGAUCCACUCUCCAACAUCACUCCUGCAGGCUACAUAAGUGACGUUUUUUGUAACAAACAGUCCUACACCAACAUUUGUUUCACAAUUAUGGAACUGUCCAAGUUCACCAUUGGAAUGGGAAAUCUAGAGUUUGCCGACAAGGUCCAUCACAAGGAAGUUUUCUACAUUCUUCUCAUCACAUAUAUCAUACUCACCUACAUCCUGCUGCUCAACAUGCUCAUAGCUUUAAUGGGAAACACUGUGGAAACCACAUCCAGUGAGACCGAAAAAAUCUGGAACCUGCAGAGGUGUCUUACUAUUCUGGACAUGGAGCAAAGUAUGCUGAGGUGCCUGAAGAAUAAAGUGUGUCCUGAGAAGCCUGGAGAGUCAAAAAUAGUGAGUGUUAAAGGAAAAGAUGGCAAGGAACAUCGAUUUUUAAGGGUGGAAGAGAUGAACUGGACCGAGUGGAGAUCUGACCUCUGCAUCUUCCAGAAAGAAGAUCCAGAGAAUCACAUGAGGAACCCACCACUACCCCGGGUUCUGUACCAGAACCAGAUCACAGGGAAUCUGGGGAAUCGAAUAGAUCACAUCAUUAACAGAUUUCGUAACAGUGCCAGACGUCGCCCACCACAACCACCCAGCAUCCCCUAGGUCCAUCACAAUCGGGGCGUAGAAUUGCGUAGGGACACUAGGGACACGUCCCUAUCAAUAUCCAGCCACUACUGUGUUGUCCCUACCAAUACAACCACUGUCCGUAGUGUUUAGUCAAAGAUUAUGGCACACAAAGGGUU